Periophthalmus magnuspinnatus is the source of this 3618-nucleotide messenger RNA. It is a transcript of the gene stat6, whose product is annotated as signal transducer and activator of transcription 6, interleukin-4 induced. Lineage: Eukaryota; Metazoa; Chordata; Actinopteri; Gobiiformes; Gobiidae. The record is from RefSeq and is a predicted model, not a curated record. The coding region runs from base 673 to 2970 and encodes 765 amino acids. The transcript is spliced from 21 exons. Gene Ontology annotation, molecular function: DNA-binding transcription factor activity, RNA polymerase II-specific; RNA polymerase II cis-regulatory region sequence-specific DNA binding. Gene Ontology annotation, biological process: regulation of cell population proliferation; cell surface receptor signaling pathway via JAK-STAT; growth hormone receptor signaling pathway via JAK-STAT.
CUUUCACAUUCAGUUUCUUACACGUCGCGUGUUGUGGCACAAAUUUGCGCGUACCUUUAAAUUCUGAUGCCGUUUACGCACUACUACUGCUGUGUAGUGGUUUGUAUUUAACAUCUUGUGGUCUUCAUGAGUGCCUCGGUUGGAUCACAUGUCAGCUCACACAUUACUGGAAGUUUUGCUCGUGAGUUGAAACGUCACUCCGCCUCCGCUUCUGUGGAAGUCUGUUCGCUUUCACAGUUUCAGAGCAUAAAUCAUCUCUGUUGCAACAUAUAUUCUCUCUUAAAAGUCGUUUUCUUAGUUCUUGCGCCAGUCCUUUAUAGAAUAUCACUAAUUAACUGCCUGUUGUUAGGGUUUAAUGUGGUGAACUUGAGUCUAGGGGCAGGAAAUAAAGCGCGCUCCCCGGAUCGUCGCGCGUAAAAGGGAAGUGAUCAACACAUCUAGUAAACAGGAGACAAUUUUUCAGUGAGCUCACCGAAGCUUCUACGCUGUCAGACCAACUUUCUUUUGGACUUCCAUCACCCACAUCCCCUGAGAUCGCGUCUGGGGCGAACUGAAUUAUGGGACACGGAAAUAUCAAUAAGUGAAAGUUUGCGCACCGGCCAUAUUAGGAGAAACAGACGUCUAUAUGUUGUGAUAUUCAGCACAAGGAAACAUUGUUGACUGUGAGUGACCAUGGCACAGUGGUCCCAGAUGACCCAGCUCUUCCAAUAUCUGUCCCACGAGAUGGUGAACGACCUGUACCCCUCCACUUUUCCCAUCGACGUGCGGCACUAUCUUGCGGAAUGGAUCGAGCAACAGAUGUGGGAUGACUUUGAACCUGGUAAAUCUGAGCUGGAGGCCCGGGCCAAAUACCAGCUGGACCAAAUGAUCAACCUGCUGCAGAUCUUCUCCGAGCAGAACAGUAGUAUAGUGGACAAGAUGAAGCUCAGACAGAUCAGCAAAACUCUGAUGUAUCUCCAGCCACAGCCUCUAGAGUUUGGAGUAUUGGUCAGAGAUAUCCUCAGGAAAGAACGGAUUCUGCUCCUCAAUUAUCCUCAGAUUUCAUGCCCCCAGUAUCAGCAGAAGCCCACAGCUCCGGAGAUCACCAUGGACCAACUGGUGAACAAAGUGGUGGAGAUCCAAGACAUCCGACAGAAGAUUCAUGUGCUACAGGAAGAGCUUAACCUGGACCGCGAAAAAUUUGAAGCAAUUUCGCCACAAGGGUCUGUGGUGCCAAAUGGCCUUGAUCCUUCCAGUGAAGAUCCCAAGAAAAACCUUCGUAUUUGCAUCCAACAGAAAGAAUACAGUCUGCACUCCAUGGCUAUGACCAGAGUCCAGCUGCUACAGGAGUGUGUGCAGCGACUGGAGCAGUACCAGCUGGACCUCAUCUCCAAACUCAAGACCUGGUGCUUCGAGCAGCACAAAGCUGCUAUUGGACACCCCUUUGAUGACAACCUACACCCCCUGCAGACCGGGUUUGAGCAGUUGCUGGAAAUGAAUGCAAAGCUGCGUCAGGAGGUGUUUUUGGUUGGGGAUCUGACAAACAUGGGCCUAACAGAGAAACUCACCUCCCUACUCACUGUCCUAGUUCAGAGUUCUCUGGUUAUUGAAAAGCAGCCUCCGCAGGUAAUCAAAACACAGUCUAAAUUCUCGGCAUCUGUGCGGUACCUGUUUGGGGAUAAGAUCGCUCCGGGAAAACCAGCCAUGUUGAAGGUGCAGAUCAUCAAUGAACAGCAGGCCCGAGGGGUGGGCCAGGGGGGUUUACUCAGUGAUAAUGUUGGCGAGCUGAUGAACCACACAGCUAUCCUGGAGCACAAUACAACCACGAAAUCCACAUCGGCUGCCUUCAGAAAUAUGUCCAUCAAAAAGAUCAAGAGGGCAGAGAGAAAGGGCUCAGAGUGUGUGACAGAAGAGAAGUUUGCUCUGCUAUUUUCUGGAGAAAUCCACGUAACUGGAUGUGACUACCCCUACAGCAUACAUGUGUUUUCAGUGCCAAUAGUGGUUAUUGUUCAUGGCAGUCAAGACAUCAAUGCUAUGGCCACAGUCAUCUGGGACUGUGCUUUUGCAGAACCAGACAGGGUGCCAUUCGUGGUCCCGGAGCGGGUGCCUUGGAGACAGAUGUGUAACACACUGAAUGUGAAGUUCACAUCAGAGGUGAACACUCAACACUCGUUGAACGAUUACAACCUGCUGUUUCUGGCCCAGAGGAUCUUUGACAAACAUGACAUCUGUGACUUCAGCAACAUGUUUGUGUCCUGGCCUCAGUUCAACAAGGAGACACUUCCAGGACGAUCCUUUACUUUCUGGCAGUGGUUUGAGGGAGUGAUGGAGCUGACCAAAAAGCACCUUCUUCCUUACUGGAGUGACAGGUUGAUUUUUGGUUUCAUUGGGAAGCAGCACUUGCAUGUGAUACUUAAAGACCGACCAGGUGGCACGUUCCUACUGCGCUUCAGUGACUCAGAGAUCGGAGCCAUCACUAUUGCCUAUGUGGCUGUCUCUGAAACUGGAGUUGCAAAGGUACAAAAUAUAAUGCCUUUCAGUAAAAAAGACCUGGAGAUCAGUGGCCUCGGAAACCGCAUCAUUGACAUCAACUAUUUAACAUAUCUGUAUCCCAACAUCCCAAAAAAUGUUUUUAAAAAGUACUACAUAGGACCCACAAAGGCUGCUGGCUCAGGUUACAUCCCAGUCCAGUUGGUCACUGUGGCUCAACCUUCAGAGAUAAAUGACUCUUCAAACCAAAACAUGAUGAGACUCGCUCCAACUCUGAACAGCCCUGAGUCCUUUUCUUUGGACUCUAACCCUGCCCAAAAUCCAGUCUCCAUGAUGGCACAGUAUUCUCCAAACUGUUCGGACCCAAUCUGCAUGAAUCCCAGUUCAUUACUUGAUGAACAACAAGUUGCCUUUAACAUGUCUGACAGUGCUAGAAUGGAUUUGGAAGAUUUUGGUGAUUUUCUUUCUGACCUAACAAUAGACAGUGCCACCGCACUGUGAUUUGGUUUCAUGAACAAUCAUUGAACAUGUACAUAGGAAAAGGGCAUGGCGUUACUAGCCCUAAAGUAAGUUGUUUUAGCUAUGGUAGUUACAAAUUGUGCUGCCAUAUAUUUAUACAAUGUUAUUUUUGAGCUAUCUUUACCAGAAACAGCGCAAGUAGAAAACCACCACACCAAAGAAUGUGGAAGCUUUCUCAGUGUGAAGUUCUAUGAAGUAGUCUGGCUAGUGCAUAAACCAAAGGGUCAUUUGUCAUGUUAUGUGGUAUUACAGUAUUGUUUGUCACAUCUUUUUCUGAGGUAUGUAUAGUUAAGCUGUGAAAUACAUAAUUUUAUCAUUUUUGUGGACCUGAGCUUGUAAAAUGAUGCCUAAGUGAAUGUAUGUAUGGUUUCCUACUGGUUUCUUUAAAAUGUGUAUAGCUGCUUUGUUAAUCUGACUUUUCCAUUUUUGUGUGUUCAUUUUACAAUAAAAAUAUAUUGCCUGUAUCUUCCUCUAAUUUGAUGAAUACAAAAAUAGCUUUGUGAAGUUUUUGUUUAUUGAAACGUCCCUUGGCUCACAUUAAAAUGGGCCUUGGGUGGAUGUUGGUACUGUGAUUUUGUUUGUGUGUAAAAAUCAUACUGUACAAUAACAUUAAAUAAGAAAGAGAAGGAA